AAUAUGGAAUAAACAAUAGCAUAACCGAUAAUGUUGCUGAUGGUUUUCAGGUUGUUGGAGAAGCGGCUCAACCAUUUCUUCAAUUUUUUCAGUCUGUUACAAUUAUUGUAGAUUCAAUAACGAGAGCUUAUAAAAAUGGAAAAUGUAAUCAAAAAAUUUGUUUAGCUCUAAUUGAUCGUGUUGAAAUUGCUCAGCAAGCAGUUAAAUCUUUAGAAAGACAACAAAUGGAAAAUGAAGAACUUUUUAAAAAACAAGACUAUUAUAAUGCAUGGGUUAGAUUUAUUGUCGUUUUAGAAAAUACAAAUAAAUUUGUGAAAGAAGUCACUCAAUUGUCAAGUCUCCAAAAGUUUUUAACUGCAAACGCUGUUAAAGAUGCAUUUGAUAAAAAUAUUAAAGAAUUUGAAGAAGUUUGCAAAGAUUUAGAUUUCACCUUAGCUAUUUAUGAUAGAAACAAAAAAGAGUUAGAAAAUAAAAGAAUUAUGGAGGAUAUUAAUGUCUUAACUAAGAAUAUGAAUGAUUCUUUUAGUGAACAGAUGAAAGAAUUAACACAGUUAUCAGAAAAGUUUGAUCAACUUAUGAAGCGAACUACCAAUAUUGAUUCCACCUUAAUCGAAGCCUAUAGAGAACCCGAAAUAAAUCCACGCGAACUUGUUCCAGAUUCAUUAGAAAAUGACUCCGGAAAAACUAUUCUUAAAAGAAGUUAUCGGGGAAUUAAAGUUGCAUGUAAAAAGAUUACCGAAAGUUAUGAGCCAAAAAUUUCGAAUUUUUGGCUUAGCAGGGACGAAAAAGAGAUAUCUGUGAGAAUAGAGAACAUAUUAAACAUUAUUCGAUGGUUGGCUCCUGAAAAAAUAAGUAAUUCUCAAUAUAGUUCUGCUGUUCCAUAUGAUCAUCAAUGUGAAAUGUAUAGUUUCGGGAUGCUUCUAUGGGAACUCUGUCACCAACGAAUUCCAUAUGAAAAUAUUAAUUCCGUGCCCGAAAUUGAACAACUUGUCAGAAACAAUAAACGAGAAAAAAUGUUACUUGAUCCAAAUCCAAUUGCGCAAGAACUUUUUAAAAUUAUUAAACAGGCUUGGCAUAACGCUCCUGCUGAACGUCCAAAAGUCAUGAAUAUAUUAACAACUCUUCAAGAAGCUUAUGAAAAAUAUGUUCCUAAAGGAGUUUCUCCCAUGAUACUACCUAAAAAUAUUAAUAACAAUAAUAUUCCACCCUAUAAUCUUGAAGAUAUCAAUAAAGGCGAUACGGGAAAAUUUCCAGAGGAUUGUAGGAGAUUUUCUUUGGACAAUAUUCCU
Molecule: messenger RNA, 1289 nt
Organism: Cetraspora pellucida
Lineage: Eukaryota; Fungi; Glomeromycota; Glomeromycetes; Diversisporales; Gigasporaceae
Source: the annotation of a GenBank genome assembly